Messenger RNA from Leptosomus discolor (cuckoo roller), 1258 nucleotides. NCBI's taxonomy places the organism in Eukaryota, Metazoa, Chordata, Aves, Leptosomiformes, Leptosomidae. The record is from RefSeq and is a predicted model, not a curated record.
AGGAAACAACGUUCGAAGCUGGAGUUAAAGUCCAGAUCCACAGCCAGUCCGAGCCACCCUUCGUCCAGGAGCUGGGGUUUGGGGUGGCCCCUGGAUUUCAGACCUUUGUGGCCACCCAAGAGCAAAGGCUGACGUACCUGCCUCCGCCGUGGGGUGAAUGUCGCUCGUCGGAUAUGGGCUUAGACUUCUUUCCCGUUUACAGUAUCACGGCUUGCAGGAUCGACUGCGAGACCCGGUAUAUUGUGGAAAACUGCAACUGCAAAAUGGUUCACAUGCCAGGGGAUGCUCCCUUCUGUACCCCGGAGCAGUAUAAGGAAUGCGCAGAGCCUGCGCUCGGUUUGCUUGCCGAAAAGGACAGCAAUUACUGCAUCUGCAGGACACCCUGUAACCUGACCAGGUAUAACAAAGAGCUCUCCAUGGUCAAGAUCCCCAGCAAGACCUCAGCCAAGUACCUGGAGAAGAAGUUCAACAAGUCGGAAAAAUAUAUCUCAGAGAAUAUUCUUGUGCUGGACAUAUUUUUUGAAGCACUCAACUAUGAGACAAUUGAGCAGAAGAAAGCCUAUGAAGUGGCAGCCUUACUUGGUGACAUUGGAGGCCAGAUGGGGCUGUUUAUCGGUGCUAGCAUCCUCACUAUACUGGAGCUCUUCGAUUAUAUAUAUGAGCUCAUCAAGGAAAAAUUAUUAGACCUACUUGGGAAGGAGGAAGAGGAGGGGAGCCAUGAUGAAAACGUGAGCACUUGCGACCCCAUGCCAAAUCAUUCGGAAACCAUCAGCCACACUGUGAACGUGCCGCUGCAGGCCACCCUGGGAACGCUGGAGGAGAUCGCCUGCUGACACCGUCCGACCGCUCCACAGUGCCAACACCUAAGGAAGGAAAACUGCACAGGAAAGCAGGGACCGAGCUCAGGUUUGCAACGGGGGAAAAAAAAAAUAAAUAAAAAAUAUAUUAAAAAAAAAAAAAGGAAGAAAAUCGCUAUGCAUUAAAAAAAAAUAAAUAUAUAUAUUAUAUAUAUACUCUGCCAAAACCAAGCGAGAGGCGCCUUGGACUUGACUUGUGUUGUCCUUUCCUGUGGGGGGGUUGUCUUCAAGAUGUGAAGGCAGCAGCUCAUUUUUGAACUGUACAAAACAAAGAGACCACCACCACCAAAACCAAAUCCGAAGCCCCGCCAUUUCACAUUCUGCCAAAUGUAUAAAGCACUUGCAUGCCAGUUCUUUUUAUGGCAAUAUAUUCCUAUCUGUCUUUAUAAGCUCUGUUCCUC